Messenger RNA from Esox lucius (northern pike), 872 nucleotides. RefSeq names its product protein LSM12 homolog A-like. Lineage: Eukaryota; Metazoa; Chordata; Actinopteri; Esociformes; Esocidae. Bases 31 to 621 code for a protein of 196 amino acids. The transcript has 5 exons. Gene Ontology annotation, molecular function: RNA binding. The record is from RefSeq and is a predicted model, not a curated record.
AUCUGGCGCUCCGGUUUGCUGGCGGAGAAGAUGGCGGCUCCUGGACCGGGGGAGUAUUUCAGUGUCGGGAGCCAUGUCUCUUGCCUCACCUGCUUGGGGCAACAAUUGCAAGGAGAAGUCGUGGCCUUUGACUACCAGUCCAAGAUGCUGACUUUGAAAUGUGCUCCCUCCAGUGGAAAGGCAAACGUCAGCGACGUGAUUCUGAUUAACCUAGCUUACGUGUCAGAGGUGGACGUCAUAAGUGACCGCACUGAAACUCCUCCUCCUCUAGCAUCUCUGAAUGUCAGCAAGCUUGCCAACAGGGCACGGUCGGAAAAGGAAGACAAGUUAUCCCAAGCAUAUGCAAUUAGCGCUGGAGUCUCUGUGGAGGGACAACAGCUAUUCCAGACUAUACAUAAAACCAUCAAAGACUGCAAAUGGCAGGAGAAGAACAUCAUGGUGAUGGACGACGUGGUCAUUGCCCCUCCUUACCAAGUGGAGAAUUGCAAAGGCAAAGAGGGUAGCGCUUUAAGUCACGUACGCAAAAUAGUGGAGAAACAUUUUAGAGAUGUGGAGAGUCAGAAGUCAGUGCCGCGGCCUCAAGCACAGCAAACACAGAAAGACUCCACUUUAUCAUCUUGAGCCAGAAGUUCAGUCUGGCAAGGAGGCUGUGGGAGGGGGGGGGUGGGUUGGGGGAUGUCACAACGUGAAAAGCAGUUUUGGUUUGUUGUUUUCUCUCCCCCUUCCCUCUCCCUUCAACAUCAGGCUGUGGUGUUCUCCUGCCUCUCCUACACCUUCAGCGGUGUUUGGUGUUUUAAACAGGACAAAAGGGGGCCCCAACUGCGAGGGAAAUGCCAGUAUCCAGUAAUAUUUUUUUUUUUUUUUUUUUUUUU